This is a messenger RNA of Marasmius oreades (fairy-ring Marasmius), 1989 nucleotides long. RefSeq lists its product as uncharacterized. Gene Ontology annotation, molecular function: ATP hydrolysis activity; ATP binding. The transcript has 3 exons. The coding region runs from base 1 to 1989 and encodes 662 amino acids. NCBI's taxonomy places the organism in Eukaryota, Fungi, Basidiomycota, Agaricomycetes, Agaricales, Marasmiaceae. The record is from RefSeq and is a predicted model, not a curated record.
AUGCUUUAUAUGGGUGGAGGCAGUCACGACAUAUUCAAAACCGCAGUCAUUGAUACGCUAGUCGCUGAGAUCCAGAGUGUGCCUGGAGAGGACCGCUGCGUAUUGAUGCUUGGGUACAAGGAGCAAAUGAUGAACAUGUUCCAGAAUGUGAAUCCCGGGUUGUCUCGUCGAUUCGAUAUUGAAAACCCCUUCCAUUUCGAAGACUUCUCGCAGCCGGAACUGAAAGAAGUACUUGAACUCAAACUUAGACAGCAGGAUCUAUCCAUCACUGAUGCAGCCAACGCUGUGGCUCUGGACGUCUUAGACCGUGCGCGUAACCGUCCAAACUUUGGGAAUGGGGGUGACGUCGAGAAUAUCAUCACGCAGGCAAAAAUUCGCUUCCAGAAACGUCAGGCUCAACUCCCAGUUUCUGACCGCCCCUUGGAGAUCGUUUUUGAACCUGCGGAUUUUGACCCUGAACACGAUCGUCAUAUCCAUGCGAUAUCUAAUCUUCAGAAACUAUUCGAAGACGUUGUAGGAUGCGAGGACAUCGUGAAGAAGCUUGGUGACUACCAGAAAGUUGCUGCACAGCUAAAAGCUCGCAAUAAGGAAAUAAGAGGGAUUAUCCCGAUGAAUUUUGUCUUCAAGGGACCGCCUGGCACUGGCAAAACAACCACGGCACGCAAAAUGGGCCAGGUGUAUCACGACAUGGGACUUCUGUCGACAGCAGAAGUUCACGAAUGUUCUGUGUCUGAUAUCGUGGGUCAGUAUAUCGGCCAUACAGGCCCCUUGGUGAAAAAGGUCUUCGAAAAAGCUUUGGGCCGUGUCCUGUUCAUAGAUGAAGCCUACAGACUUGGCGAUGGUCACUUUGCCCAAGAGGCGGUCGAUGAGAUUGUCAGCCUCAUGACUCAGGAGCGCUACAUGUCGAAGCUAGUUAUCAUACUGGCUGGCUACGACGACGACAUGAAUCAGCUCAUGAAAGUCAAUACUGGGCUCUCGAGCCGGUUCACGGAGGAAGUUGUUUUCCACCACAUGAAACCCGCUCACUGCCUCCAAGUUCUGGACAAAGAACUUCGCAAACAGGAAGUUGUCGUGGACGAGAUUUGCGACGAAUCUUGCAAUGCCAACGUCGAAAUGCGAGAUAUCAUCGAGAAGCUCUCUGAAAUACCUUCUUGGGGCAACAUCCGGGAUAUGAUGACAUUGUCAAAACAGAUGGUCCAAAUAGCCUUCAUCAACAAUGAGCCUGGCGCGUCACCACUCAAGUUGGCUGCCGAAGACGUAUUAUCAUGUUUCCGAACCAUGUUGAACGAAAGACAUGUUCGACACACAUCCUCAAGUAUUUCAAGCAACAGAAAAACCCGAUCUUCUUUCACCAAUCAGCCGCCUCCUGUCCAAUUACCUCCAUCCCUUCCACCGCCACCGCCGACUAAAUCGAAGACAAAGACACAGACUGCGCCUCCGACAGGUCAGACAAAGGAGAAGUCGUCUUCAUCACCAGCUUCGAAACCCAAACCUAAACCCAAACCUGUCGCUACUGAUGAAGAUGUGGAUGACGAGCGUGACCAGGGUGUAUCCGACGAUGUUUGGAACCAGCUGAAGCGGUACAAGGAAGCUCAGUUGAUGAAGCAACGCGAGAUAGAAAAAGCCGCUCGGGAUCUCGAAAACAAAAGAAAAGAAGAGGAAAAGGCAAGGAAGCUGGCCGCGAAAUUGGCAGAAGAAGUGAGAGCUGCCGAGAGUCAAAGAAAAGAAGAAGAGAAAGCCCGUAUUCAGCAAUUGAAAGCAAGGGCAGAAGCGGCACGUCGCCAAGAGUUGAAAGCCAAGGCUGAAAGAGAGAGGUUAGAGGCAAUAAGGAAGGAGCAGGAGAGACAACAACGGGAGGAAGUUCGAGCACAACGACGGCUGCGGGAAAUGGGUGUCUGUGUCGCGGGAUAUCAAUGGGUCAAGGAGUCCAAUGGAUAUCGUUGUAGGGGUGGGAGUCACUUUGUCUCUGAUGGGCAGUUGGGAUUGUGA